GUAAAGUCUGGUUCCGGAUGUCCAGACAUCUCUACUCAAAACUCACCAUUGGCAAUGUUAUCAAGGUUACAUGGCAGGUUGAGCUGUUUGAACCAUGUCUUUCCAAGCUCCUCGCACGUCGGUGUUCACCUUUCAGUCUGCAGUGCACAGUGCCCAUGUUCUCCAGGGUCUGGAUGAUCAGAGGCAGCAGGAUGUUCUGUGUGAUGUGACCGUGGUGGUAGAAAACAGGAGUUUCCGGGCCCACUGCUCUGUCUUGGCUUCCUGCAGUGAAUACUUUCACAGCAGGGUCGCCAAUGUCACCAGACAGACUUCCAUCGUCACCUUGCCUGAUGAGGUGACCAUUGGGGGAUUUGAACCAUUGCUUCAAUUUGCCUACACAUCAAAGCUACACUUCACCAAAGAAAACAUUCAUGCCAUUCACAGCAGUGCUGAGUUUUUAGGAUUUCAUGAUUUGGAGUCCUCGUGCUUUGAUUUCCUCAUCCCAAAGUUUUCUGAAGGCAAAAGAACGUCACGAGAGAUCAGCCGUAGAGCCUGUUGUCUGAGCCGGGAUCCCAAGGCCAGAUUUAGCUCCAGCGCAGAAAUCGGCCGACCAAAAUCAUCGGAGUCACACAGCUCAGUGCCUUCGAGAGCGGAUGAACAAACAGAUUUCCCAUCACGGUGUCCUCAGAGUGUGCAGGGUCAGACCAACAGGGGGGAAGAACACCUUUGUUUGGAGAAUUGUGGGCCCCAAAUGCCCCCCUUAUCUUUGGAGUUGACAGCAAAUGGUGUGUGCCCCAUGUUGUCUUUGCCAUGCCCAGACUCUGACAAAGCCGACCACCCCUCUCAGUUCUGCGAGAAAGCUCUUUUAGAGAUAGGAGAUGUGUGUCAUCAAAGUGAGUUGAGUUUGGCAGAUUGUUGCUUACCCUGUGAGCCGUCAACCCCAGGGGAUAUGAAUCUGCCAGAACUCAUUGAUCGAGCCGGCAGAGACGUGAAGCAGUCCGUGGAGACACUUGGUGCUGAAGCCGACUGCGUCCCUGGUUCAGGUCCACUCGGCACAUCGGGGGCGGGUGAUUGCCGUGAGUUAUUAGAGCAGAGUAAGGCUGGCCCAGAACCGAAAAUGGAAGGUGAUCUUACGGACCCGACACUUUCUGCUCUAAGUCACGGAGAGGGAAAUGGGGAGAGGAGCAGUGUGGAAAGGGAGGUAGCUGAACAUCUGGCAAAGGGGUUUUGGUCUGACCUAUGCCCAUCCCAGGCUCAACCACUCCCUUUGGAACCAAUAGACCAAAACAAUCUGGCAAAAGCUUCAGAUUUUCAUUGGCUUAAGCAGCUGGACCUGAGCUCCAGUGUAGGGGAUUGUCCCUUCCUCAGGGACUUUGAGCCGGGUGAUGACCCGGCCCCAUGCGCUGACAGCCUGUCCCAGUCAGAGAAGAGCCCCUACAUGUCUUCCUCGCUCAACUCUGGGGACGACUCGGACCUGGACACAGAUGGAGAUACUGAAGCCAACAACAAAAGAGCAGCAGAGAUUCAGCUCCCCUUCCCCGUGGACCAGAUCUCCACCCUGAGCCGGAGUGCCUUCCAGCAGCUUCUGAGACACCAUCACUUGACUCAAGAUCAGUUUGAAUUUGUCCAUGAUGUUCGUCGGCGAAGCAAAAACCGCGUGGCUGCACAGCGCUGCCGAAAGAGAAAGCUGGACGGCGUAUACCAGAUAGAAUGUGAGAUCAAAAGAUUAAAAAGUCAGAAAGAGCGUCUGCUGACCGAGCGAACCGAUCUGGUGCACAACCUGGAGGAGACGCGACAGAGUCUGUGCGGGUUAUGUAAGAGCGUGAGCUUCGAAACUGGCUCUGAUCAGGACCACUUGCAGCUUCUUGCCAAGGUCUCCUCACCAGACUCCACCACCCACUCCCCUUACAGUUUGGGUAAAGAUGAGGAGUCUCAGAUCACGAUCAAAAUGGUUGGUUCUUCAGAGUGUGAGCCAAGCACGCCGCCUGCUGACUCGGUGCAAACUGCUGCACCGGAUGCUGGCACACGGACAGAGGAGGCCGUUUCUACACAGAGCUGCCCGGUCUCUGCGUCUCUGCCCAGUGUCUGUCUGGACAUGAACACCAGUUUAUAAUUGGACUUAAUUUCCAUUGUCGGUUCUAAUCUUGCAGGAACGAGGAGCAGGAAGUGGACUCUGAGUAUAUAUGGUAACCCUCUUUAUGGAUUGAUAUGCUUGUCUGUGUAUUUCACUGAAUGAUGUUCGGUCUGAUUCUUCAAGUAAGUGGCAUAGAAACAUGUCAAAUGUCCUUUGCUGUAUUCCUACUAUGCAUUUCACUGAAUCUAGUACUCACCAUUUGGAAAAUGCAAAGUAAUUACCAAGUGUUUCUAUUUCUAAAUUAAAAUGAAGUUUGUGAAGAUGUUUGUUUUAUUUUGAGCUCUAUAAUUAUAGUCAUCGUCAUUGCAUUCACUGUAUGUACAACUAUGCUGUUUCUUUGAUUAUGUGCAACAACCUUUUUUUGUUUUUUACAGGAGAGGAAUUGUUAGUUAUUAUUUGAAUGCCAGUACAUAGUUGGAAUGCAUAACUGUCUGCUUCUCCUGAUGUUUGAGGAUUAAUGAAAGUGUUACAGGCAUAGGAAAUUAAGAUAUUUGAUGCAAAAUGUGCCUUAUCUGGUAGUAUGAGUGCAGGGAGAUAAAGGCAAUUUGUUUAUGUUCUUCUCUCAAUCACUGUUGCACAUUAACCCGGAGCCACAUUAAUGCCAUUGUCUUACUUUACACUAUGUCUUUAUGUUGAGUAUUUUUUAUUAAAUGUGUUCAUGGUUUACAGAUUUAAAUAAACAUUUUAUACCAUA
Messenger RNA from Pseudoliparis swirei, 2807 nucleotides. Its product is annotated as transcription regulator protein BACH1-like. NCBI's taxonomy places the organism in Eukaryota, Metazoa, Chordata, Actinopteri, Perciformes, Liparidae. Gene Ontology annotation, biological process: regulation of transcription by RNA polymerase II. The record is from RefSeq and is a predicted model, not a curated record. The transcript is spliced from 5 exons. Gene Ontology annotation, molecular function: RNA polymerase II cis-regulatory region sequence-specific DNA binding; protein binding; DNA-binding transcription factor activity, RNA polymerase II-specific. The coding region runs from base 95 to 2092 and encodes 665 amino acids.